GCGUUUAUGCGAUAGAUCCGACGUACACGACCACAGAUAAUAAUUAUUGUUCACGAACCUUUCCCGUCCCUUUGACAGCUGUCACCUGUCAGCUGUCACUCUGUCCAUGAUUCUUGUACAAUUUUCAAGCGCACAAGCAAGUUGAAUAAUUAUCGAUUGUAAUCUUUGUAAUACAAAAUUCAUAAGUCACAAAAGGUUUUUAAUUUGCAAAUCCAUGUUAGGACGACAAAGUUCUUAACAUAUUUUGGACCUUCUUCGACGGAUUCCUGCUACUUGCACAAAACGAAACCAGCGAACUUUGGAGACCGGCGUGGUUGGAGGAAGGCGCGUAUGCAGAAUAAUCCCAAGGAUAUACUCAAUUUACGCGAGGGAGGAUCCAAAGGAAUCAAGGAUACUAAAGAGGAUCAUCAGUUGUGUGCCGGCGCAAGCAUAGACUGAUAUUAUACAGAUACGUUGCAUUCGCGUGAGUACUCUGGUUCUUUCUUUGAUUUCCACUAUGAGCGUAGAGGGUACGAGUAAACGAGAUAAAUCUCCUUACAGGUGUAUAGAAAGCGAAAAAACCGAAACAUUACUUCGCGAAUUAAUCAAAAAACGUGGCGUUUUGAAGGCGAGACUUACAAAGUUCGCCAGUUAUUUAACUACUUGCGUUUCUGAAGCACCUACUAAUUUGCAUAUAGAUAUUAAGUUGCGCAUCCAAGGCGCAGUUGCACUUUUUAACGAAUUUAAUUCUGUGCAGAGCAAAAUUGAGGAAAAUGUGCCCGAAUCUUGUCUCGAAGAACAAUUAUUGCAGCGUGAACAAUUCGAGAAUAAUUAUUACAGUGCACAGGCUAGUGCCGAGUCCUUAUUAAAUGCUAGAACAUCUGCUACAAGCUCUCAGUGUCAAGGCCAACAUAAUAAUCCAUUACAAACUAUAAGAUUACCUACUAUCACUUUGCCCGAGUUCGAUGGUAUGUAUGAGAGUUGGCUCGAGUUUCGAGACACUUAUAUGUCAUUAGUUCAUAAUUCAUCAGAGCUUAGCAACAUUCAAAAAUUCCAUUAUCUCAGAUCUUCGUUGAGAAGUAGUGCAUUAUUAGUUAUAAACUCAUUAGAACUAACUUCCGAUAAUUACAUUGUUGCAUGGGAACUUUUACAAAGCAGGUAUAACAAUAAUAGAUUAUUAAUUCAAAAUCACAUCAAGUCUAUAUUUAAUAUGCAACCAAUAACCAAGGAAUCUCAUUUAUUAAUUAGGAAUUUAAUUGACAGCACAUUAAGGAAUUUACGAGCUCUGAAAAUAUUGGGCGAGCCCACGAAUUUCUGGGAUGCUCUUAUCAUAUUCAUUGUUGUUUCAAAACUUGAUAAAAUAACCGAGCGUGAAUGGGAACAGCACAAAGAGAAUAUUGAGCUGGCGGAUCCCAACUUUCUGGAGUCACAAGAUAUAGAUAUUUUGCUUGGCGCAGAGAUGUUCUGGGAUCCACUCACUCACGGAAAAAUAAGGCUACCUAAUGGACCUUAUUUGCAUAAUACUUUAUUCGGCUGGAUAAUAUCCGGUGCAAUAUAUCAUAAAUCACUAAAUGAUAAUGCUGGUCAUAUCCAGUGUAAUUAUACACAAACGAUGGAUGCGCUAUUACGACAAUUUUGGGAACUUGAGGAGCUACCCAAGCGUCAGGAUGCGCAGACUGAUGAGGAUCAGAUAUGCGAAAAUCACUUCCUCACUACAACUACGCGAAACAGUGAUGGAUUUCCUCUUAUGACAUACCUCAUUAUUUUAUGCCCCACCAUGGAGUUCUUCGUGAGUCUAGUUUGA
Messenger RNA from Aricia agestis (brown argus), 1783 nucleotides. RefSeq lists its product as uncharacterized. NCBI's taxonomy places the organism in Eukaryota, Metazoa, Arthropoda, Insecta, Lepidoptera, Lycaenidae. The coding region runs from base 497 to 1783 and encodes 428 amino acids. The record is from RefSeq and is a predicted model, not a curated record. The transcript has 3 exons.